GGGGGGGUGUGGGGAGAAGGGAGGAAGAGAGCGUGGGCGGAGUUGCCAGAGAGCAGCCCUGGGAAGGCUGCGGCUGCCCCCGCCCCUGUCCCCUGGCUUUCUCUUGUUGCUGCGGUUGAGGAAGCGGCCGCUGCGCGUCUGGGCUCCGGUGGGCACUAGCUGGCGAAGGAGCUACGGCAAAAUCAAGUGUGUGAGCCUGACUCACAGACAGCUGAUCAGGAAGCUUUGGCUUGGAAAACUCUACAAGAGUUGGGAAAAAGAAGUCAGUUUGGCUGGCUGGUGCAAAGCGAGAGGUCUCAUUGAGAGAAGAAAGUGCAAUUUGUGCUAUUUUCUCAAGGUAAAGAAUGAAGACUAAUCUAUCCUGAAGAAACUGAAGUAACGUUUCAGCUAUUUUCUUCAACAGCAUCCUGGCCAGUGCUCAGCAGCCUUAGACAACAAGCACAAUGGCUGCAAACAAGAAUAAGAACCAGAGCUCAUUAGUUCUUCACAAAGUGAUCAUGGUUGGCAGUGGAGGGGUGGGCAAAUCUGCACUUACCCUUCAGUUCAUGUAUGAUGAGUUUGUAGAAGACUAUGAACCUACCAAAGCUGACAGUUAUAGAAAGAAAGUGGUCCUUGAUGGAGAAGAAGUACAGAUAGACAUUCUGGAUACAGCUGGACAAGAAGAUUAUGCAGCUAUUCGAGACAACUACUUCCGUAGUGGGGAGGGGUUUCUCUUAGUCUUCUCCAUAACAGAACAUGAAUCCUUUACAGCCACAGCAGAGUUCAGGGAACAGAUUCUGCGAGUUAAGGCUGAAGAAGAUAAAAUCCCUUUGCUUGUGGUGGGAAACAAAUCUGACUUGGAAGAGCGGAGACAGGUACCCAUUGAAGAAGCCAGAAGUAAAGCAGAAGAGUGGGGUGUCCAGUAUGUAGAGACAUCUGCCAAAACCAGAGCCAAUGUAGAUAAGGUAUUCUUUGAUCUCAUGAGAGAAAUAAGAGCAAAAAAGAUGUCAGAAAAUAAAGACAAGAAUGGCAAGAAAAGCAGCAAGAACAAGAAGAGUUUUAAAGAAAGAUGCUGUUUACUGUGAUUGCCAAGAAUGUGGAUCAGAUCUGUCAGUUGCCACUGAGGACACAGGGCUGGAUUCAUGAAAGGAAGAGUAUAUUUCUUUAGUUAUGCGUUCUUUUCUUUUUACCUGAUUCAUGUAUUAUUUCUUUAAAUGAAAAAAAAAAAAGAUUUGUGAAUCAGGCAGUAGCUGGCAGAAAAAAAAAUGACCCAAUUUCCCUGGAAUGGAACUAUUCCUCUGUCAAUUUUUUCUUUUAACUAAAAGCUUAACAAACUUAGUAUGACAGGCAGAAAAUAAUCCAAUGUUAAAUUUUAAAAUACUGUAUUGUAGCUUAUGAUAUUUUUCCAGUUUUAUAACAUCACCAUUUCAGUCAGAAAUUAAAAGUCUCUUGUUUUCUUUAGGUUUUGGGAAGGAAAACCAGACUUUCUUCCACACUCAGCAUUCUAACACUUUACCAUUUUAUUAAUGGCAGUCAGAACAAUUAUUAAAUUACAGAGCAAGUGGUUUGAUUAUGUUUAAUGACAUAAGUGAAAUUGAAUGACUUAUUAGAUUUUUUUAGUAAUUCCCAGAAGAGUCUGAAAAGUAGCUAAAAUAUAAAUUUGAAUUGUCUUGAUUAGAUUAUUUUGAAUUUCAAAAGUCUCAUUCAUAUACAUUUAAGGUAUCUGCCCUGGCUUUAUUUUUGUUUUUAAAUAUUUAAAUAUUGGCUAGUUUUACUUUUUUGUCUGGUUCUUCCCUAAGGGUCCCAAGAUUGUGUGGGAACUUAUAAAAAAAGUGCACUUUCUUAAACUUCACCUUUUGCAACUUUUUAAUUAAAAAAAAAAAAAGCACCAAUCCCACAACACACUCAUAAGCUCUCAGUUUUGAAGUUCAUGCUUAUGCUAACUUCUCACACUAAUUGGCAUGAGCAAUUUACCAAGCACCAUUUUAUCCUCAUAGUAAUCAUCAUCAUUGUUUAAAGAUUAUACUUUCUCUUACAGCACUGAAACUCCUGGGCAAGUAGCAAAUGUUGCUGAUGCUCUACUUUUUGUUUCUUUACCUUGUUUAAUGCAAAUGCUUUGGAAGAGUGAUGAGCUACAGUUGUAACCUAAAAUCAUGAAGCCAGAGCCAGUGCCAGACAUUUUGCUACCUCUCAGAGAAUUACUCAGUAAUUCUAAAUUUAAAUCAGAAAAACGGUGAGGAGAGUGAAGGUAGGCCACUGCCAUGUUCUCUCUGUUUGGUUGUGGUUUUUCAUACAGUAUUCGUCUGACAGACAUAUUAUUUAGAGAGAUUUUUAUUGAUGAGAGAAAUACGGUUAAGUGUAGUUGUCCUACUUGCUGCUGCCAUAUUCCUAAAUUAAGCAAUCAUGCAAAUUUCAACAGAAAGUCAAAAUUUAACAGCCUUUUCUUUUCAAUAAAAAUGAGACUUUAAGUGUAGGUGCCAAAACGAAAAAAAGAAAAA
This is a messenger RNA of Monodelphis domestica (gray short-tailed opossum), 2477 nucleotides long. RefSeq names its product RAS like proto-oncogene B (gene RALB). Gene Ontology annotation, biological process: signal transduction. Gene Ontology annotation, cellular component: membrane. Gene Ontology annotation, molecular function: GTP binding; GTPase activity. The record is from RefSeq and is a predicted model, not a curated record. NCBI's taxonomy places the organism in Eukaryota, Metazoa, Chordata, Mammalia, Didelphimorphia, Didelphidae.